AUGCCGGACAACACCAUGAACGGGCUGUUCAAGGAGUCCCCGUACGCCAAGUGGAAGGGCCUCGUCAAGAACACCCACAAGCCUGCCGUCAAGGAAAGUUUCUACCUCAACAUCGCAGGCGCCACGUUUGAGAUCCCCUACGACGAUUGGUGGCUGUCCCUCUCCAACCAAUCCUGCGUCCAGAAGGCUCCUCCUGGCUUCGGAGGUCUUCUUAUCGGCGACGUUCUCUUUCGCCGUUUUGUGGUACUGUUCGACCUCAGGCACUAUCCCGAGACAGUAGUCAUCGGCAUCGGCAAGCAGAACAAGAACUACAUCCCAGCUCAGCGCCAUGCGACUAUCUCCAAGUACUUCAUCAACGUGUCCGUCGGGACUCCGCGCCAGCAGUUCACCGUGAUCUUUGACACAGGCUCCAGUGUCUUCGGCAUCUUCACGCGCUGCAUCCCCAACGCACCGUCGUACGGCAAGUGCACCUUCGGAGGAGGAUCAUCAGGAGGCAGCGGGAUGCUGGUAGAGGGCGCCAUCAUGAUCCUCACUUUCGCUGUCCUUUGCAGCGUCAUCGGCAUCUUUGCCAACCUCUACUACCAACGUCGGCACGAGAGGGAAGAGAAACUCGCGCGGUCUAAGUCCAAGGGCAAAAAUCCUUCCAACUCCUCCUACGGCCCCGAGCGCCUCGCUGGAUACUACGGGGCAGUACCAUGAGACUCUCCAGAACCAAGUCGGUGCCAUGGAGCUCUCAGGAAAGUUGCAUGAAAGAGGAGAAGCUCUGCAAGAGAUGCAGCUGAUACCGUCCCGCACACACACCUCUCAACUUUGCCUGUCAAGCUCCUCACAGUUUCAUUCAAGACGCUUGCAGUGUAGAUCAUUAAAGACUAAAAAGACUUCCAAGGUGGAACGGGGAGGUGGGCGGGCAACCGGCUCUGCAGUGACCUGCAUGGUCCGUCAGGAGGAAAUCAAGUCGCUGCUAGAACGUGCAGACAACACAGGCACAGCCCCUCAUUACAACGUUAUCCUCAAGGGUUCUCAGACUUGAUUUUGAUUUUCUAUGUUUGAAGGAGUAAUCAUAGGGCACAUGCAAUGGUGGGAGAGGGUCGCCGUCGAGCUCGUACCUGCACAGCUCGAUGAUUCGAUGUAUCCUGAACCUAGCUGCUCGCUUCCUUUGUU
Molecule: messenger RNA, 1161 nt
Organism: Guillardia theta CCMP2712
Lineage: Eukaryota; Cryptophyceae; Pyrenomonadales; Geminigeraceae
Exons: 10
Coding region: 1-699 (232 amino acids)
Source: RefSeq, a predicted model, not a curated record